AUGUUCAAUCAUAUGGGAUUGGUGCGAAGAUUUGGUCAUUCGUUUGGUUAUCAUAUGCAUGGACGGGAUUAUUCUUCGAGUGAUGAUGACUCUGAUUAUUACUCUGAUGAAACUCAACAGGAUAUAAAUCAAAAGGCAGAGGCUUGGCCAACAUAUACAUCAGAGGAAUUAUUACAACAUUUAAAGGAGAUGAGAAAUAGAGUGAUAAAUCAAGCCUCUUACCGAAAGGAGCCAUGUAAAACACUUGUACAAAAUUUAAUUGAAAUGUAUAAAACAGUAUCAAAUGGAAAGGAGUGGAGUUUUGGCUGUACUGAAGAUGAUACUUUUAAAAUUGAAUCAAGCGAUGAUGAAAUGAUUGUAAAUUACAAAAUAUGUAUGAUGGCUGCCGAGGCACUUCCGAAUGCUUUCCUAUUUGAAGAAAAUAACCAGAACACAGCAAGAGGAUUUUUAAAGCAUAUCUAUUGUUUGGAUUCUACAUUCGGAACAAACAUGUUAAAUUUCUUGAAUGUGGCAAUAGGUCAGACUGAACAGCCAAUAACACUUUAUACCACACAAUCAAUGAAAAUACCUGAUUGGAAGAUUUCACUCUUUGUGGCAACCAUCAAGAUUGCAGAAGCAGGUGUACCAAGUUUACAGGUCAAAUAUUUCUUAAAACAUUUCAAGUCUCUAAUAGUUACCUAUUAUAAUGCAUCUAACUGGGAAGGUAGUUAUAUUGAUAUGAAUGACAUGGAUUGCAUAUUAUUAGAUUUAAUUUACAAGUCAAAAGAUGAGGAUCAAAGAUCAAUGUGUAUAACAAGAUUAGGAAAGACUGCUUAUCAACAUAUAGACAAUCCAAAAAUACCUUCAAUUCGUGAGGCUUAUAAAUCAGCCAAAGAUUUACAUCCCUUCUUUACUCUCUAUCAGGAAGUUUCAUAUGAUAUCAAUGUUAUAGAAAAAGAAAGCAUCAAAAUAUUUCCAAAAGAGGAAAAGUACAAGAGAGUUAGAAAGAUAAUUUCUAUAAUGGAAAUAAUUGAUCAAAGAGGUGAUAAUAAUAUUGUUGAAAGCAUUUCAAGCUUCUUAACGAGACUAUUGAAAUAUUCUGAUGAAGAAUUAGUAAUAGAUUGUUUGAGAGCUCUUUCAUCACCGAGUAAUAAUCAAAGAAAUUUUUCUAGAUGUAAGAAUGUUGUUCAAGCUAUAUUGCCAUUGCUAGAAAGGGAAUCUUUAAUAGUAAGAGAGGAGGCAUAUAAUUGUGGUGCCAAACACUUGACAUUUGAUUAUGCAUACGACUCUCAGAUAAUGCACAAGAUUUUGAAAGCCUUUUCUCUCAAUCCAAUACCAAAAGUUAAUUAUCUGAAAAUAUUCACAGCAGCAUUUAAGUAUUGUUGUACAGAAAGUAUUUUUUCAGAAAAAGCUCUCGAGGUUAUUCAAAAAGUAGCUGAAUGUAUGAAAGAGCAGGACUAUUUUUUACAGGUUGCCGACAGUAUUCAGGCCUUGCUGAACAUACCUGCUCUGCCCUCUGUUUUUAGUGAGACACUUGUACGUCCACUUGAUGAGAUUGUUCGUGGAGCAAUAGAUUCUAAAUCUUUGGAAGUAGUGGAUAUUGUUCAAAAAUUGGUUGAGUCCUUGUUGAACACAGAGCUUACUAAGUUGGUUUUCAAAAAUUUAGGAAAUAUUGUCCAUAGAAACAAUCUACCUGAAACAAAAGAAUGCGAGGAUCGAUUGAAUGAAAUAUCAAAGCAUUUUCAAAUUCCAGAAAUGUUGGGUUUUUUAGUUGAGAAUGAUAGAGAGUUAUCACCAAUUGUAGUGAGCUUCUUUUUUGAUGUCAAAUUUUUUAAGGGUGUUCGUAUUCAUCCUGAAAUAGGAAAUGAAGAAGUUAUUGUUAAAUCUCUUGCCAAAUCCAAAUCUAAAGACGCUCAUAUCACGUUGGGACGUAUUUUGAACAAUUAUUUUCUUUCAACAGGUGUCGCGAUACUUCCUCAAUCAGAAAUUGACAGACUUAUUAAUGAAAAAUUAGAAUGUCCUCAAAUACAUGAAAUAGAGAAUCAAAGAUUCAUCUAUUCAGUUGCUCAUUUUGGAGAUUUUGGAAAGAUUUCCACUGGCAUGGGCCAGUUUGGCUGUCCCUGUGGAUUCCUCUAUGAAAAUGAUACCGAUGUAUUAUCUGAGCUUGUUUUAACAAAUUUUUUAAAUAUUUUAGAGCACAAUCUAGAUGUAAGACCAAAACAUUUGAAUGUUGAUGACAUUUUUGAUGCUAUAACAGAUUGCAUUUCAUUCAAUGAGUCGAGAAGCCUGUAUGUGACAUCCCUUUUGAAAAGGAUUACACAGCAAUUAGAAGUACAGGUUAACACAGACAGCAUGGAAGAAGACACAUCUGAUGAGGAUUAUAACUCUGAUGAUUCUGAUGAUCUUGAUAUGGGUUAUAUAUAUGGUAAUUACUAUGAUGAAGAUGAUGACGAUGAUGAUGAUUCUGAUGAUCACAUUUUUUAG
Molecule: messenger RNA, 2463 nt
Organism: Naegleria gruberi
Lineage: Eukaryota; Heterolobosea; Eutetramitea; Acrasida; Naegleriidae
Exons: 2
Coding region: 1-2463 (820 amino acids)
Source: RefSeq, a predicted model, not a curated record